AUGCCUCUUUACCAGUUGGUCCAACCUGGGGCCAACCUUGUACUCUGGCUUGGACCCCCGCCUGCCGCUCAACCACCCUUGAAAGAGUACCUAGUUAGGCCAUUAUCGGAGAUCGUGGAAGACAAUAGUCCCAAUCUUGGUCUCCUCGAACUCAUUCAGGAGCAAAGGAGGAACAAGCGAGCUGCCACCACACCCCGACUUUGCGCCAAUCGAGUUUUUG
Acaulospora colombiana is the source of this 220-nucleotide messenger RNA. The record is from the annotation of a GenBank genome assembly. Lineage: Eukaryota; Fungi; Glomeromycota; Glomeromycetes; Diversisporales; Acaulosporaceae.